Molecule: messenger RNA, 767 nt
Organism: Anolis sagrei ordinatus
Lineage: Eukaryota; Metazoa; Chordata; Lepidosauria; Squamata; Anolidae
Source: RefSeq, a predicted model, not a curated record
CUCUACCCAAGCUGCCAAACUUUGAGAGUCCUCAUUUGGUCACUUAGCUGUACUGUCGUACUCUACCCAAGCUGCCAAACAUUGAAAAGGGGACAUCACCUCCAUUGCUGGGAACAAUGGAUGCCAAAGACUCUCCCAGUGCCACAAAACCAACAAACUUUCUUUGCAAAACUCCGCGGAUUCUCAUCAUCCGAAAGCAGACUUCAGAAGCGAUGACCGGUAAUGGAGAUGUCCUUCUAUCUGAUGGAAACCCAAACCUGGUUGAGGUCGAAAGAGAACCUCCAGAGAAGAUCCAAGUCAACCCACCUUCUGUGUUCUGUGGAAACGAUAGCAAUGGGAUCGGGCAGGAAGACCCAACUCCAAAGGAAGGUUCAGGAGACACGGAUGUGGACCGUGGAAAUGUUAAUUUAGAAGCCACCGAAGGGAAGCCAAUGGAGGAGAUGGCUAACCAUGACCACAAUUCUCUGCCCCCUGCCAAUGAAAAUUAUGGAAUCAUGACUUGGAGAGAUUGUGAUAUCCAGCAGUGCAAAAUGGAAUGGAGAAUCGGGGAAAACAUUGGGGCAGCCCUAGAUUGGAGUGGGAACAAAGCAUCAACAGGCUGCGACAAAGAGCCAUCCUAUGGUUGUGACAACGGUUCACCCGAAUCCAACGAUAUAACCAUCACGCGCCCCAUCGUGCAACAAUUCUCCAUGGACUACCGGUGGUCCCCGUUGCUGAAAUACUGCAAACCAGUGGAAGCUCACCAUGAGUGUGUCAGCGAGAAUUAA